Messenger RNA from Oikopleura dioica, 936 nucleotides. The record is from the annotation of a GenBank genome assembly. Lineage: Eukaryota; Metazoa; Chordata; Appendicularia; Copelata; Oikopleuridae.
AUGCGAUUCACUAGAGUGCUCGCAAGAUCGGCUAGGACCGAAUGGAGGACGCAGCCUGUUGCUCAUCCUUACAAGCCUGGCAAAUCUUUUGGCUUUUUGCCUAGCGGAUGGCCAGCAUAUGCGCUCUUUGCGGGCUACGCGUUUGUUACACUUGGUGAAAUCGCCCAUCGAAAUCACGCCAUUAUGGAAGGUGGUAUUGCUCGAAGCCCUCUCGCAUCGCGAACCAGAGAUCCCGACAUCGAGAUGGUCAAUUACGAAGGUGCCAUGCAUCGAUUCAGAAUCGGUCGCCUUUCCUACCCCAAAAUCCCACAGUGGUACCUCAGUAUCAAGAUGUGGUUCUACCAGCCCGGUCUUGUCGUGGACCACGCCUCCGUGGCUGUCUACCGAUUCAUCUGGGAGUCCUGCAUUGGCCGACUUCGAGACAUAGUCUACGCGCUAUUACUUUCUGGUGUGUGGACAGUAGCUAUAAUUGCGCUCAAGAAAUUUCAUCAUCCAAAGUGUCGUUAUAAGCCGUUCGAUUUCCUCCUGGCCGAGCUUCCCUGCGUUGACGGAUAUAUUCCCAUUGGUCAAGGUGUUUUUCUAACAGUAUUCUCUCUCCUCUCUAUCGCGUUCUCUUGUCGACUCGGUUUCAACCCCAAUCGUCCGUGGUUAUGGUCGGCUCUGGCUUCAAAUUUACUCAACCUCGCCCUUAUCGGUGUCCUUACUAUAUUGGACUUUGGCUUUAUUGAUAUGAACAUCUGGAGAAAUCACCAUGCGGAUGAAAUCAAAAGACUCUAUCAAAUCGAAGCUAUAUUUGCUGCUUUUCUAACGGUCCAACAUCUAUCUGCCCUCGGACUAACAUUCUUGUCGUUACUUCAACCUUUAUCAGAAUCAUGCUGUAAAGAUGAAAACUCUUCGAAAACGUUAGAGCCUCCCGUCAAAACAUCUUCUGUAUAA